Molecule: messenger RNA, 459 nt
Organism: Patiria miniata (bat star)
Lineage: Eukaryota; Metazoa; Echinodermata; Asteroidea; Valvatida; Asterinidae
Product: speract receptor-like
Exons: 5
Biological process (GO): intracellular signal transduction; receptor guanylyl cyclase signaling pathway; cGMP biosynthetic process
Molecular function (GO): peptide receptor activity; guanylate cyclase activity
Source: RefSeq, a predicted model, not a curated record
CACCUAAGACCCGUCAAGAAGACCUAUGUGUACAAGGACUGGGCGUGGGACGUCACGGUUACUAGUGUUCAACUCGCUCCAUUCUUCGGAACUGGCAGAUACGUCGUUAACUUGUUGAACGCCUUGUACACGCUGUUCGACGCCAUCAUUUCCAACUAUGACGUCUACAAGGUUGAAACCAUCGGUGAUGCCUACAUGUUGGUCUCCGGCCUACCGCUCUGUAAUGGCAACCGUCAUGCUGGUAUGAUCGCCUCCGCUGCAUGGCAUCUGCUGGAGGGCAUUAGUAGUUUCAUCGUGCCGCACAAACAAGAGGAGAAACUCAAACUCCGAAUCGGUAUUCACUCAGAUGUUUUGUAUGCAAACUUGUCGGCCAAUUUGGUCCGACACUCCCCCAUUGAAAAUGUUCUAGCGACGCCCCUAAUGGCAAGUACAUCACAAGAUCUUAUGUGGCGGGUGUAG